AUGUCAGAGCUACGAGACAUCGACGAAAUCGGAGACGGCUAUUACUUACCUCAUUAUGGCGUCACAAAGGUCACUAGCAAAACCACUAAAUUGCAAGUUGUAUUCGACAGUUCAGCAGCAACAACAACCGGUAUUUCGCUCAACGAAACUUUACACAUCGGGCCUAAAAUUCAGGGAGAUUUAUUACACAUCCUCAUUAGGUUUAGAAGUCAUCGUUUUGUUUUGAUCGGAGAUAUCGAAAAAAUGUAUCGACAAUUCAUUGUUCGUCCGAAAAACCGGAAGUACCAACGAAUCAUUUGGCGCGAUCCCGUCGGAGAAUUGAAAACUUACGAAUUGAACACAGUCACCUACGGUCUAUCAGCGAUGCCAUAUUUAGCCAUUCGCUGCCUUUCAUCAAAUUCUAGCACGGGACUUUUACGUGGACGAUCUACUUACAGGAACUUCAACAAUAGAGGAAGCGUUAACCUUACGAGAACAGAUGAUUCAAUCGAGGGGGAAUCAUCUACUAUAAAGACUUUCGGGGUCAUCUGGGAAUUCACUGAUGAUGCAAUCUGA
Messenger RNA from Osmia lignaria (orchard mason bee), 555 nucleotides. The record is from RefSeq and is a predicted model, not a curated record. NCBI's taxonomy places the organism in Eukaryota, Metazoa, Arthropoda, Insecta, Hymenoptera, Megachilidae.